CGGGGCAAAAUCGCGGUUCGCGAUUUCAUUCAAGCUCCGAAAAGAGGACGGUCUCGCGGUUGCGUGCGUCGUGCGGUGGUUGCGCGAAACUUUCGGUCGUCGCUCCGGCUCGGUACCUUUCUCGCAAUAGAAAGUUCACACACAGACCCGAAUGUGUUUUAGUGUAAAGGAAGCGAACAACACGUGAGAAAUAGGAAGUGAUCUCUGGAGCAUUACGCAAUAUAUAAAGGUGAACACACUCUGCCGCCACUAUCACCAUGCUCCAGUGGACCGGCAAACGGAACUGAUCUGAUGCGCAACUGGUGGCCAACAGAGGUUUCGCGCGAUCGCGCCACUGCCAAACCCCCGGCGCGUUCCUUGCUUACUACCCGUGUGUGAAAAGGUUCAGCUUCAAAUUGAAAACGCACAGCCCUACUCCCGCGCCAUAAUGGAUCUGGCCGCGUUCAAACCGCAGGUGGAUCCCAGCGAUACGCUGGGCGAUCGCCAUGGGCGCGAAAUCGAAGAUGAUUUCGGUGGCAAGGGUAUCGCGGUAGUGGUGCCCGAUCGUAAUGUUAUCGAGCAGCAAGAAGCUGCGCUACAGCAGACCUUGAUUGCAGGUGCCGCCGUCUACCUGACGGAGACGUUCUACAUCAGCUCAAAGAAGAAUACGGUGUUCGAGGUACGGCUCACCGACAAGGGCCUCUGUCUCAAGAAGCAAUCGAACGGUUCGACCAAGGAGCAAACGAUCCCGCUGAAGGACAUCAUCGGAUGCCGGUGUUUGCGUAGCAAAAGAAGAUCCCGCGGCAGUUCGUCGUGCACCUGCGCUUCCAUCUCGAGCUCCCACCAGCUGAAGGUGGUCGAGGAGAAUUCGGACGAACAGGACGAAACGGACGUUAGCGCCUAUCUGUACAUCUACGCAUACAUCCUGAAGCGCAACCGGCGGGGUGGCUUCCGCGAAAGAACCACUAUUACGCUACGCUUCCGGUCCUUCGACCGAUACGAAGAUAAUAACCGGGAGGCACAAAAGUGGCGUGCCUCGAUCAAGCACCUGGUGGCGGGUGAACCAGUACAGAAGUUUACCUAUCAACCGCGCGACACACGCAAAAUGUUGAUCAUCCUCAAUCCAAAGUCUGGUUCGGGGAAGGCGCGUGAAAUGUUCCAACAGCGUGUGGCACCGAUCUUUGCCGAGGCGGAGAUCCCGUACGAUCUGCACAUAACGAAAAAAAGUAACUGGGCGCGUGAGUUUGUGCGGUUGAGGGACGUGUACCUGUGGCGGGGUAUUGUCGUCGUCGGUGGCGACGGUAUCUUCUUCGAGGUGUUGAACGGGCUGUUCGAGCGGGAAGAUUGGCAGACGGCGAUCGACGAGCUGCCGAUGGGUAUCAUCCCGUGCGGAUCUGGCAAUGGACUGGCGAAAACGGUGUCCUUCUUGUAUGAAGAACCUUUCGAGACCAAACCUGUACUGGCGUCAGCUUUAAUGGUAGUUAAGGGUAAACAUUCCAUGUUAGACGUAGUUAGAGUCGAAACACGUUCCAAUAUUAUGUUCUCGUUUUUGUCGGUCGGCUGGGGAUUGAUCUCGGACAUCGACAUCGAGAGCGAACGGUUGCGUGCGAUCGGUGGGCAACGGUUCACCGUAUGGUCCGUCCAUCGGCUAAUCAGUUUGCGCACCUAUCAGGGCAAGGUGUACUAUCUUCCGGCCCUAGUUAACCCAACGAAUGGUGACGGUACACUGCCGCACCCGAACGGUGGUGGUAUCGGCACACUGAAGCACAGUGUCAGCUACAACACGACACUGAACUGUCGCGAUUGCCGGGGACUGAUGGGGCAGGACGGUAGUGGUACCGUCGCCGGUAGCUGCGACGCCUGUGAUACUAACUUUAGUGACGUGCUGUCGCUCGAAACCGGCACCAAUCUGGACUCGUUCCGGCCACGCAUCGACAGCUGGUAUUCGGCGACCUCGCGCAAAAGCACCUACUUCUCGACGGUGGACAGCGUGUACGAGAGUGAUAAAGCUUCCAACGAUGAUCCGACGCAGAACGGUGGCCCGAACGGUGGCGGUGUGAUGUACGGCCCACCGUCGAGGCUUCCCGCACUAACGGCCACGCUGCCGGACAGCUGGCAAACGAUUGCUGGCGAGUUUGUGAUGGUACAUGCCGCCUACCAGACGCACCUCAGCACGGAGUGUUACUUUGCGACCCAGUCGCGCCUUAACGAUGGGAUCAUAUGGUUGCUGAUCAUCCGGGCCGGUGUAUCGCGAUCGCAGCUACUUUCGUUCCUGCUCGGGCUAAGCAGCGGAACGCACAUUCCAAUGCAGGCGAACGAAUACAUCCAGAUGGUACCGGUUUCCGCGUUCCGGAUCGAACCGGCCGGUACCAACGGUCACAUGACGGUCGAUGGCGAGAAGGUCGAGUGUGGACCGAUACAAGGUGAAAUCUUUCCCAGCCUAGCGAAAGUGAUGGUACCGAAGUAGAACGCCGAACGAGAGGGAUUUCGUGUGCAAUACUGCUGUGGCGCAACAUUGCGCCUCUUUUGGGUGUGCCUGUGUUUUGUGUGUGUGCGUUGUUGUGCGUCUUAUACAUUAUAAGUUACCAUACCAUUACGGGAGCUGAGUACUCCUACCGGAUGUGUUGUGUUAUGCGAUCGCGCGUGAUGGAAUGAAAAUUGUAUUAUUUUUGUUAGUUGUAUGUGUGUACCGAUUGGUUGAUGCUUGUUGAUAUAUUGUUUACAAAAUAUCGAUUGAGAUGAACUGAGCCUAUAACUACAUACGAGUUGUAGAAUUUAUUGUAAGCUAAUUUGCAUUCCAACCAUAGUUAAUAGAGAAAGAAGAAGACAAAGAUGCAAGGAAAAACACAUUCGUGCCAAAACUUUAUUAAGUUCCCGCCACACGUUGUACGGUGGUAUUGCAGAAACACACAAAUAACUUCAGUUGCGCCAGAAUCGUGAGCUACGUUCCGUUUUUGUUUUUGGUUCUCCUGAUUGUAGGAAGACGGUUCAGGGUAACCUAACCUACUUAUGUACCAUAGUAAGUAGCACGAUCAAUUAGCCAUGAUCAAUUGAACAAACUCAUAUCAGGCAUCAGCAAGAAAAAGGCGUCGAAAACACUUGACACAAGAGCUGUAUGCCGAUGAUGGAACGAUAAGCAAUGAACCAAUUCUUAGAUGCUACUGCGUAUUUAGAGUAAAUAGUGAUCCGAGAACGGAACAAACAAACAAGGUGGAUGACAUGGGAUGAAUGCCCACCACACAAGCGAUACAUUGCCAUCGGGGAAGGGGGCGAUAGAGACUAGGAAAGUAAACCAAAUGUAGAGUGAAACAGAAACUUGAAUGAUAGUAGACCAUUUUAAAAGAGUACACGUAAGUUCCACACACAUACGCUGCAUUAAUGCCACCGUGGUUACACCCCCGCGGUAAUUAGAAAUCGGCCAGAGAGGAAUAGUAUUCGGCUCCGGUAGCGUAUAUACAAAUUAAGCAAUUUAUUAGAACAUUGGUGGCAGGAUUAUGGUACGAUGAUAAUGUGUUUACAAUGCGUUUCUAGUAGGGGUCACAACGUUAUCCUCAAACAUUCUUAGGCUGUAAGCAGUUAGUUACGAUUUGGUGCAGCAAAUUACCAUUUAGCGUAAAGGUGAACAGUAAAUCAGGUUGUUCCGCCGUUGAUAAGCAUCGGCUAACGGAGAAACGGACUCCUAAAAUGGUUGUGCCGCAAGAACACGUUAGCGACGAAAUUGUGCGCAGGUUAAUGGGAAACGGCUUCAUCCGUUUGCCAAUCAG
Anopheles moucheti is the source of this 3743-nucleotide messenger RNA. Its product is annotated as sphingosine kinase 1-like. Gene Ontology annotation, cellular component: membrane; intracellular membrane-bounded organelle; cytoplasm. The record is from RefSeq and is a predicted model, not a curated record. The transcript has 4 exons. Gene Ontology annotation, biological process: sphingosine biosynthetic process. Lineage: Eukaryota; Metazoa; Arthropoda; Insecta; Diptera; Culicidae. Bases 428 to 2446 code for a protein of 672 amino acids.